Erythranthe guttata (spotted monkey flower) is the source of this 2941-nucleotide messenger RNA. The record is from RefSeq and is a predicted model, not a curated record. NCBI's taxonomy places the organism in Eukaryota, Viridiplantae, Streptophyta, Magnoliopsida, Lamiales, Phrymaceae.
CUUAGUUACCUCAAACAACUUAAUCGGGGAGAUACCAGCAAAUCUAGCCAAACUGAGCACAUUGAGAGACUUGUAAGUUUCUUGUUGAUACAGGUUCACUAAAUUUCUUUUUUGGGACCAUAGCUAAUCGCGCCGUUUUAAUGCAGUCGCAUUAGUGAUAACAACUUCAGUGGAAGCAUACCAAAUUUUAUCCAGAACUGGACAAAUAUCGAAAAAUUGUAAGGGUUUAUCGACAUUUGAUGUUAUAGUAAAUCCUCAAUAUUUUGUUUACUGUUUAGUGUUUGAUAACGGGCUUCUCAUUUAAACUGAAAUCGAUAUUUGGUAAUGUCAGGGUGAUUCAGGCGAGUGGUCUGACUGGGCCAAUCCCUUCUGGUAUUGCUUCCUUAACCAAAUUGACCGACUUGUGAGUAUAGAUUGUGAUUUGUCAUGUAUAAGCUCGUUGAAAUGACUAUGCAUAUUUUUCUUUGAAAACGAGAAGAAAGAAUCUGAUUCUUUACACCUACUCUUAAAUGUGCAGGAGAAUUAGUGACUUGAGCGGAAACGUAUCAACUUUUCCAAAUCUUAGUAACAACAAAAACCUGAAGACACUGAUAUUGAGGAGCUGCAACAUCAUUGGGGAGUUGCCAAGUUAUCUUGGAGGAAUGACAUCAUUGAAAGUCUUAGACCUGAGUUUCAACAAAUUAAGUAGACCAAUUCCUGACAGCUUUAUUGGUCUAUCAAAUACGGAUAACAUCUAUCUUACUGGGAAUUCCCUAACUGGGCUGCUGCCAGCUUGGAUGCUGAAAGAUGGCGAUAAAAUUGACCUAUCUUACAACAACUUCACAUCUGAAAAUUUGGCCUCAAAUUGUCAGCCACGCAACUUGAACUUGUUUGCAAGCUCCAAAGGAAAUACGUCCGGCAUCGUUUCCUGUUUAAGAACCUCCCAUUGUCAGCGACAGUAUUACUCUCUCCGUAUUAACUGUGGUGGAAGACAAGUAGCUGAUGAUAAAGGAUCUACCUACGAAGAUGAUGGAAAUUCUGGUGGACCUUCAAAUUUCUUCGCAAGUAAGACAAACUGGGGAUUUAGCAGCACGGGCCACUUCUUGGAUGAUGACCGCCCAACGGACUCGUUCAUCUGGGCAAACAGCUCAAGCAUCUCAGGGCCGAAUUCCCAGUUGUACAUGGAUGCACGCCUUUCCCCCCUCUCAUUAACUUAUUAUGGAUUUUGUUUGAUAAACGGGAACUACACAGUAAACCUUCACUUUGCGGAGAUCAUGUUUACUGAUGAUAAAACAUAUAGUAGCCUUGGGCGGCGUCUGUUUGAUGUGUUCAUUCAGGGAAAGCUGGUGCUGAAGGAUUUCAACAUUGAAAAAGAAGCAGGUGGAGUUAACAAGGGAAUUAGAAGAAACUUCACUACAGUUGUUGCUGAUAAUACUUUGGAUAUCCGCUUCUAUUGGGCUGGGAAAGGAACAAAUGGUAUUCCUGUUAGAGGCAUAUAUGGUCCUCUCAUUUCAGCCAUAUCUGUUGAUCCUGAUUUUACGCCACCAUCAGAAAAGGGAAGCAGCAUAUCUGCAGGUGCUAUAGUUGGUAUAGUAGCAGCAGUUCUUGUUACUGCCUUGCUAAUAGUCAUGCUAGUUCUGGGUAUUCUUUGGUGGAAGGGCUGUUUUAGACGCAAAGACACAUUGGAAUAUGAACUAAAGGGUGUAGACCUUCACACUGGAUCAUUUACGCUAAAGCAAAUUAAAACCGCCACAAACAAUUUUGAUCCUGCUAAUAAGAUUGGAGAAGGUGGUUUCGGUCCUGUAUUCAAGGGUGUCCUGUCAGAUGGCACCAUCAUAGCUGUAAAGCAGCUUUCCGCCAAAUCAAAGCAAGGGAACCGUGAGUUUGUCAAUGAAAUUGGCAUGAUUUCUGCUCUGCAACACCCUCAUCUUGUUAAGCUGCAUGGCUGUUGCAUUGAAGGCAACCAGUUGUUGCUUGUCUACGAGUACUUGGAAAAUAAUAGCCUUGCCCGUGCAUUAUUUGGUAAAGAAGAACACCAAAUUCAUUUGGAUUGGCCAACGAGGCACAAGAUCUGCAUUGGUAUAGCCAGAGGCUUGGCUUAUCUGCAUGAAGAAUCAAGACUUAAAAUUGUGCAUCGUGAUAUCAAGGCUACAAAUGUGCUUCUUGAUAAAGAUCUUAUGGCUAAAAUAUCUGAUUUUGGACUUGCCAAGCUCGAUGAAGAGGAUAACACCCAUAUAAGCACCCGUGUUGCUGGUACUUAUGGAUAUAUGGCGCCAGAAUAUGCUAUGCGAGGCCAUUUGACAGACAAAGCAGAUGUAUACAGCUUUGGGGUUGUUCUUUUGGAACUUAUCAGUGGAAGGAGCAACUCUAGCAGUAGGGAUCCAAGCUUCGAUCUUCUUGAAUGGGCAAACUCGUUGAAUGAGACUGGAAAAUUGAUGGAUCUAGUGGACCCAAGAUUGGAAUCGAAGUUCAAGAAAAAAGAGGUUAUGUCGGCUAUAAAUGUGGCGCUCCAUUGCACAAAUAUUGUAGCCACAGAAAGGCCAAGUAUGUCGGCAGCUGUAAGCAUUCUAGAAGGAAAAGCCGGGGUUGGAGAAUUCAUUUCAGACACGAGUACCUCGAAUGACAGGACAAAUCCUACCGAGGAAACGGCAAAAACAGACCUUAAUGACUAUAAUGGUCAAGGGCAGAGCACAUCAAUUGAUAUACGAUGGACUGGUUCCUCAGCAUCUACUGCCGGUGACCUAUAUCCAGUCGAUGUGGAUACUGAAUAUUGGGAGAAGAGAGAUUCAUAAACACUCUCUGAAAAUUCUUUAUUUCUUCGAUUUUAUGUACAUUUGUGGUUUUGAUUUGAAUGCGGAAGUGGACAAGAGAAGUAAAUAGCUGUUGCCAAAUGUGUUUUAGAAAAAAAAAACAUAUACAUUUAUUUAUUUAUUUAUUAUUACAAUGCCUUAAAAAGUUUAAA